Molecule: messenger RNA, 1467 nt
Organism: Grosmannia clavigera kw1407
Lineage: Eukaryota; Fungi; Ascomycota; Sordariomycetes; Ophiostomatales; Ophiostomataceae
Product: aspartyl aminopeptidase
Exons: 2
Coding region: 1-1467 (488 amino acids)
Biological process (GO): proteolysis
Cellular component (GO): fungal-type vacuole
Molecular function (GO): metalloaminopeptidase activity; zinc ion binding
Source: RefSeq, a predicted model, not a curated record
AUGGCUCCGCCCAAGUCUGCCCUAGAGUUUAUUGACUUUGUCAAUGAGUCGCCGUCGCCCUACCAUGCGGUUGCGUCAGCGGUGGCGCGGCUCGAAAAGGCCGGAUUUGUGCACAUCAAGGAGCGGGACGACUGGUCGACCCAGCUGCAGCCGGGCGGCAAGUACUAUCUGACGCGCAACAGCUCGUCGGUGGUGGCGUUUGCGAUUGGGGCCAAGUGGCAGCCGGGCAACCCGGUGGCGAUGAUCGGGGCGCACACGGACUCGCCAUGUCUGCGGCUGAAGCCGGUGAGCCGCAAGACGAGCGUCGGCUUCCUGCAGGUGGGCGUGGAGACGUACGGCGGGGGCAUCUGGCACAGCUGGUUUGACCGUGACCUGAGUGUGGCCGGGCGUGUGCUGGUCCGGACGGGCGACGGGACGAUCGUGCCGAAGCUGGUCAAGAUCGAGCGGCCGAUCCUGCGGAUUCCGACACUGGCCAUCCACCUGGAUCGGUCGUCUGAGUUCAACCCGAACAAGGAGACGGAGCUGUUUCCGAUUGCCGGGCUCGUCUCGGCCGAGCUGAACAAGACGGCCACGCCUGAGGGCUCCGAGGACGGUCAUGAGGCCGCAGAGGCGCCCGAGCCGCUGCAGCCCAUGACGGAGCGCCACCACCCGGUGCUGAUCGACGUGGUGGCACGCGAGGCCGGUGUGGCGCCCGGCCAAGUGGCCGACUUUGAGCUCGUGCUGUACGACACGCAAAAGUCCUGCCUCGGCGGCCUGCACGACGAGUUUGUCUUCUCGGCCCGGCUCGACAACCUGGGCAUGACGUACUGCAGCCUGAUGGGCCUGAUCGGGUCGGUGGCUGCGCCCGACAGCCUCGCGGACGAGCCGGCCAUCCGGCUGAUCAGCUGCUUCGACCACGAAGAGAUCGGCUCGCUGUCGGCCCAGGGCGCCAACUCGAACCUGCUGCCGGCCGUGCUGCGCCGUCUGUCGGUGGUGCCGAGCGCAGAGGCAGCGGAUGGCAGCAACAGCGGCGCCGUGACGGCCUCGUCGACGGCCUUUGAACAGACCUGCUCGACGUCCUUCCUCGUGUCGGCCGAUAUGGCGCACUCGGUGCAUCCCAACUACGCGGCCAAGUACGAGAGCAGCCACCACCCGGUCAUCAACAAGGGCACCGUGAUCAAGAUCAACGCCAACCAGCGCUAUGUCACCAACUCGCCCGGCAUCGUGCUGCUGCAGGAGACCGCCCGGCUGGCCGGCGUCCCGCUGCAGCUCUUUGUCGUCCGCAACGACUCGUCCUGCGGCAGCACCAUCGGACCCAUGCUCUCGGCCAAGCUUGGCGUGCGCACGCUCGACCUGGGCAACCCGCAGCUCAGCAUGCACAGCAUCCGCGAGACCGGCGGGGCCUACGAUGUCGAGCACAGCAUCAAGCUCUUCACCGCCUUCUUCGGCAGCUACUCCCGUCUGGAGGCCAAGAUCCUCGUGGACUAG